UCACCGCUCUUUAUUAUUCCUCUUAUGCUGGAUAUUGUGGUUUUAAUUUGCGCCGCUUUUCUGCCUCAGUAGUUGCAGAAUCCCGUUAACGUGCGCCAUGGGUCUGCUUGACCAGCUGUGGGACGAUACUGUUGCGGGGCCUCCACCGGAUAACGGCCUUGGCAAGUUGCGGAAGCAUUCGACCUUCAACUUCCGGUCAUCCUCUGGCAAGGAAACCGAGGGUCGAAACGCGAGAUCUUACGGCGAGGAUGCACCAGAGGAGGUGACUAGAGUUACGCGCAGUAUCAUGAUAGUCAAACCGCCUGGAUAUCAGAACGGUUCUCCACCAGUAUCGCCUGCCGGCUCUACUCCUCCGGUAUCUCCCUUCUCUGGAGGCAGAGAGUCCUUUCGGUUUCGAAGAAGAUCAACAUCGGAUGCAUACGAAAAGGCAAGCGAGGCUGGACCCAGGGGUCCUUCUCCUCCUUACGACGUGUGAAAUAUGAGAUGAAUGUAAUGUCUUUUUCACUGUGGGAAAGGCCAAACCAAUGUUAAUUUGGAGAAGUUUGUAUGCAAAGGUGGAUUAUGUUUUAGUUAUUGUUCUAGUGUAGUAGCUGUGUUUCGGAUGUUUUGGGCUUAGUGAUGGUGUGUGAGAUGGGUUGUAAUGGCAGCGAUCGUGUGGUAAUGUAGUUUUUGAUAUCUGUAUAUAAGCUUUCCUUAAUUUCUGCUCA
Molecule: messenger RNA, 707 nt
Organism: Manihot esculenta (cassava)
Lineage: Eukaryota; Viridiplantae; Streptophyta; Magnoliopsida; Malpighiales; Euphorbiaceae
Product: dormancy-associated protein homolog 3
Exons: 3
Coding region: 98-475 (125 amino acids)
Source: RefSeq, a predicted model, not a curated record